UGUGUGUGUGCGGCACCGCCUGAACAGUGUAGUGAUAAAAGCCGCAUUUGCAGUAUAAUUUCUUGCAGUUCAUAUCGAACGGAAAGACGGGAAAACACCCUGUUUCAUCUUCUAACGUCCCAUCCUGCUCCAGUUUUCCGCAAAGAAUUUAAAGUACCAUGUCCAGACCAGCAGGGGGCGGUGUCAACGAUGUCAACCGCUUCCUCUACACCGGGGUGGGGCCAGCCUCCCCCAACGCCGUGUUCACCGCCGCCAGUCAAGCCGACUGGGCAGCCAAGCGGCUGGUCUGGGUGCCCUCGGAGAAGCACGGCUUUGAGGCGGCCAGCGUGCGGGAGGAGAGGGGAGACGAGGUGGAGGUGGAGCUGACGGACAGCAGCCGGCGGGUGACCCUGUCCCGAGAGGAGGUGCAGCGGAUGAACCCACCGCGCUUCAGCAAGGUGGAGGACAUGGCUGACCUCACCUGCCUGAACGAGGCCUCCGUCCUGCACAACCUGAGGGAGAGAUACUACUCUGGCCUCAUCUACACAUAUUCUGGAUUAUUUUGUGUGGUCAUCAACCCCUACAAGAACCUGCCCAUCUACACAGAGUCCAUUGUAGAGAUGUAUCGCGGGAAGAAACGCCAUGAAAUGCCGCCCCACAUAUACGCCAUCUCUGAGGUGGCAUACAGAAGCAUGCUGCAAGAUAGAGAGGAUCAGUCUAUUUUAUGCACAGGGGAGUCGGGGGCUGGGAAAACAGAAAACACAAAGAAGGUUAUCCAGUAUCUGGCCCACGUGGCUUCGUCCCAUAAAACAUCAAUGCCAGGGAGAAGCAAAGAAGCUUCCCUGCAGAGUGUGCAGUAUGGGGAGCUGGAGAGGCAGCUGCUGCAGGCCAACCCCAUACUGGAAGCCUUUGGGAACGCCAAGACAGUGAAGAAUGACAACUCCUCACGAUUUGGCAAAUUCAUCCGCAUCAAUUUUGACGUGGCCGGGUACAUCGUUGGCGCUAACAUCGAGACCUACCUCCUGGAGAAGUCCCGUGCCAUCCGUCAGGCGAAAGAUGAGAGAACCUUCCAUAUCUUCUACCAGCUGCUGUGUGGAGCUACCGAGGCCAUGAGAGCGGACCUGCUCCUGUCCGGUGCGGAUCACUACCGGUUCCUGAGUGGCGGCUCAAUCCCUGUGCCCGGUCAGAGUGAUGCAGACAACUUCACCCAAACCAUGGACUCCAUGACCAUCAUGGGAUUCUCUAAGGACGAGGCCCUCGCCAUGAUGAAGGUGAUCUCCUCGGUGCUGCAGUUCGGGAACAUCUCUUUCAACAAGGAGAAGAACACGGACCAGGCCUCCAUGCCCGAUGACACCGCGGCCCAGAAGCUGUGCCACCUCCUGGGCAUCAACGUGGUGGAGUUCAGCCGGGCCAUCCUCACGCCCAGGAUCAAAGUGGGGCGGGAGUACGUGCAGAAGGCCCAGACCAAAGAGCAGGCGGAUUUCGCGGUGGAGGCCCUGGCUAAAGCCACAUACGAGCGCCUGUUCCGCUGGCUGGUCCACCGGAUCAACCGGGCCCUGGACCGGCGCCAGAGACAGGGAGCGUCCUUCAUCGGCAUCCUGGACAUCGCCGGCUUCGAGAUCUUCCAGCUGAAUUCGUUUGAGCAGCUCUGCAUUAACUACACCAACGAGAAGCUGCAGCAACUCUUCAACCACACCAUGUUCAUCCUGGAGCAGGAGGAGUACCAGAGGGAGGGCAUCGAGUGGAACUUCAUCGACUUCGGCCUGGACCUGCAGCCCUGCAUAGACCUCAUAGAGCGGCCGGCCCACCCCCCCGGAGUUCUGGCCCUGCUGGACGAGGAGUGCUGGUUCCCUCGGGCCACUGACCGGUCCUUCGUGGACAAGCUGUCGGCAGAGCAGGGUACGCACACCAAAUUCCACCGACCCCGUCAGCUGCGAGAGGAAGCAGACUUCUCCAUCCAGCACUACGCCGGGAAGGUGGACUACAAGGCGAGCGAGUGGCUGGUGAAAAACAUGGAUCCCCUGAAUGAUAACGUGGCCUCCCUCCUCCACCAGUCCUCCGAUCCGUUCAUCGCUGAGUUGUGGAGGGAAGUGGAGAGGAUUGUGGGCCUGGAUCAGGUGGGGUCCACAGAAGGUUCCGGGCCUGUGAGCUUUGGGGCAGCAGGGCUGAAGACCAAGAAGGGCAUGUUCCGCACGGUGGGACAGCUGUACAAAGAGUCCCUCACCAAGCUAAUGGCCACCCUGAGGAACACCAACCCCAACUUCCUGCGGUGCAUCAUCCCCAACCACGAGAAGAGGUCAGGGAAGCUCACUCCACACCUGGUCCUGGAUCAGCUCAGGUGUAACGGGGUUCUGGAGGGCAUCCGGAUCUGCAGACAGGGCUUUCCCAACCGCAUCCCCUUCCAGGAGUUCAGACAGAGGUAUGAGAUCCUCACUCCCAAUGCCAUCCCUCGUACCUUUAUGGAUGGGAAACAAGCAUGUGAGCUUAUGAUCGGUGCCUUGGAGCUGGACCGGAAUCUGUUCAGAGUGGGUCAGAGCAAAGUGUUUUUCCGGGCCGGAGUUCUGGCCCAUUUGGAGGAGGAGAGGGACCUGAAGAUCACUGACACCAUCAUCCGUUUCCAGAGUGCCUCCAGGGGCUACCUGGCCAGGAGGUACGGAGUCAAACCACUGCUGCAGGUGACGCGGCAGGAUGAGGAGAUACAGGUCAGGGAGGCGGAGCUGCAGAAAGCUGCAGACAAGCUGACCAAAGUGGAGGAGGACUUCUCUGAGCUGGAGAAGAAACAUCAGCAGCUGUCAGAGGAGAAGGCAGUGCUGGCAGAUCAGCUGCAGGCAGAGGCAGAGCUCUUUGCUGAGGCAGAGGAGAUGAGGGCGAGGCUGGCCAAUAGAAAGCAGGAGCUGGAGGACGUGCUGGGCGAUCUCGAGGGCCGAUUGGAGGAAGAGGAGGAAAGAGGCGUGCAGCUGACCAAUGAGAAGAAACGACUGCAGCAAAAUGUGCAGGACCUGGAGGAGCAGCUAGAAGAGGAGGAGGGAGCCAGGCAGCGCCUCCUGCUGGAGAAGGUCUCCCUGGAGACAAAAGUGAAAAGUCUGGAGGCCGAGAAUCUGAACAUGAGUGAGCAACGGGACCGGCUCAGUAAGGAAAAGAAACAGUUCGAGGAGAGACUGAGUGAGCUGACUGACCAGUUGACUGAGGAAGAAGAGAAGGUGAAGAGUUUAAACAAGCUGAAGAACAAGCAGGAAGCAGUCCUCGCUGAUCUGGAUGAGCGUCUGAAGCGGGAGGAGCAGGGCCGGUUGGAGCAGGAGAAGUGGAGGCGCAGGAUGGAGGGGGAGGCGGUGGAUGCCCAGGAGCAGCUCUCUGACCUGAGCAUGAUGUCGGGCGAGCUGAGGGCCAGCCUGUCCCAGCGGGAGAAGGAGAUCACCAGCCUGCAGGGCCGACUGGAGGAGGAGGGGGCGAGGAGGACAGAGGCCCAGCGGUCCCUGAGGGAGGCCAUGUCUCAGGUCUCUGAGCUCAAGGAGGAGGUGGAGAAUGAGCGAGGCAUGAGGGAGAGAGCAGAGAAACAGCGGAGAGACCUUGGGGAAGAGCUGGAGGCUCUGAGGACAGAGCUGGAAGAUACACUGGAUACCACUGCCGCCCAGCAGGAGCUAAGGUCUCGUAGGGAGGCGGAGCUGGGAGAUCUGCAGCGCUGCGUGGAGGAGGAGACGCGGCGUCACGAGGCCCAGCUCUCCGAGCUCCGCGUGCGACACAGCGGCGCCAUCGACUCCCUGCAGGAGCAGCUGGACAACAGCAAGAGAGCGCGGCAGUCCCUGGAGAAGGCCAAGGCUGUGCUGGAGGAGGAGCGGUCCAGCCUGACCGGCGAGCUCAAGGCGCUGCAGGGCGCCAAAAUGGACAGCGAGAGGGGCAGGAAGCGGGCCGAGGGGCAGCUGCAGGAGCUCCACGCCCGGCUGACGCAGGCCGAGCGAGAGAGGGAGGAGAGGGAGGAGAAAGUGCACAAGCUGCAGUGCGAGAUAGAAUCAGUCUCUAGUAAUCUCUCCUCUGUCGACUCGAAAUCCCUUCGCCUCACUAAAGACGUCAGCAGCCUGGAGAGCCAACUGCAUGAUGCCCAGGACCUUCUGCAGGACGAGACGCGACAGAAGUUGGCCCUGGCGUCCCGCGUCCGGGCCUUGGAGGAGGAGAAGUCCGGGCUGCUGGAGAGACUGGAGGAGGAAGAAGAGAGAGUGAAGGAGCUGAGCAGACAGAUUCUGACUCACACUCAGCAGCUGGCGGAGCUGAGGCGGCAGUCGGAGGAGGUGAACUCGGCGGUGGAGGUGGGGGAGGAGGGCCGCAGGAAGCUGCAGCGGGAGCUGGAGACGGUGUCGCAGCGCGAGCGCACACGCGAGGAGGAGAAGGAGCGCGUGGAGAGGCAGAGGGAGCGGCUGAGGGAGGAGAUCGAGGACAUGACCCUCGCUCUGCAGCGCGAGAGGCAGAACUGCGCCGCUCUGGAGAAGAGGCAGAAGAAGUUUGACCAGUCUCUGGCGGAGGAGAAGGCGGUGAGUGCGCGUUUGGCGGACGAGCGGGACCGGGCGGAGGCGGAGAGCCGGGAGAAGGAGACGCGGGGCAUGUCCCUGACGCGUGCGCUUCAGGAGGCCACGGAGCAGAACCAGGAGCUGGAGCGCAUGAACAAGCAGCUCCGCCUCGACAUGGAGCAGCUGGUCAACGCUCAGGACGACGUGGGCAAGAAUGUUCAUGAGCUGGAGCGCACACGCCGCGCCCUGGAGACAGAGGCCCAGUCCCUGCGCACACAGACCCAGGAGCUGGAGGAGGAGCUGGCCGAGGCCGAGAACUCCCGUCUCAGGCUGGAGGUCACGCUGCAGGCCCUCAGGGCGCAGUUUGAGAGGGAGAUCAGUGCCAAGGAGGAGAAAGGGGAGGAGAAGAGGAGAGCGCUCAGCAAGCAGGUGCGGGAGCUGGAGGGCCUCCUGGAGGAGGAGAGGAGCCAGCGCGCUCAGGCCCUGACAGUCAAGAAGCAGCUGGAGGCGGAGCUCCAAGAAGCCGAGGCCCAGGUUGAGGCAGCCAAUCGGAGCAGGGAGGAAGGGUUUAAGCAGAUGAAGCGACUCCAGGCUCAGAUGAAGGAGCUGGUUCGGGAGCUGGAUGAGAACAAACUGUCUCGCGACGAGGUGGUGGCCCAGUCCAAGGACAGCGAGAAGCGUCUGCAGACCCUGGAGGCGGAGCUUCUGCAGCUGACUGAGGAACUGGCCAUCGCGGAGAGGCAGAGGAGACAGGCUCAACAGGAGCGGGACGAAAUGGCAGACGAAAUGGUCAACAACUCCACCGGGAAGUCUGCGCUGUGCGAGGAGAAGAGGAGGCUGGAGGCACGCGUGGCCCAACUGGAGGAGGAGCUGGAGGAGGAGCAGGGCAACGCGGAGAUGAUGGCAGAGAGACAGAGGAAGGCCAUCCUGCAGGUGGAGACGCUGUCGGUGCAGCUGGGCGGCGAGCGGACGCUGGCCCAGAAGAGCGAGGGGGCGCGGGAGAGCCUGGACAGGCAGAACAAGGAGCUGAAGGCGCGGCUGGCCGAGCUGGAGGGGGCCAUGAAGGGGAAACACCGGCUCAGCGUCGCCGCCCUGGAAGCCAAGAUAGAGGCCAUGGAGGAGCAGCUGGAGCAGGAGAGACAGGAGCGAGGGAUCGCCAACAAGCUGGUGCGGAAGACGGAGAAGAAGCUGAAGGAGGUGGUCAUGCAGGCGGAGGACGAGAGGAGGCACGCCGACCAGUACCGAGAGCAGCUGGAGAAGUCCAUGGGCCGUCUGCGGCAGCUGAAGAGGCAGCUGGAGGAGGUGGAGGAGGAGAACUCCCGCUCCAACGCCCAGCGCCGCAAGCUGCAGCGCGAGCUGGAGGAGAUGACGGACAGCGGCCAGACCAUGAACCGGGAGAUCACCGCCCUGCGCAGCCAGCUCAGACGCGCUCCUCUUCCUCUCUCGCUGCGCUCCACACGUCGCCCCCUGGUGGACGACUUGUCUCUGGAGAAUUCUGAUUCAGAGGAGCCCCCCACCUCCCCGUCCCCGUCCCCCGGACCCCCCGGGACCCCGACUCCCUCCGAACACCAACUGGGCCCCCCGCCUCCUUAUAGCCUGACGGACACUGAAUGAGAGGAGAGGGGGUGGCAUCCACAGACUGACUGACUUGACAUACACCACGCUGCUUUAGCACACUACUGACCUGGUGGUGGGACCUACAGUGCACUAACACUGCGCCAAAAUGGAGACAAGAGCAUUUACAGAUUAUGGAUAUGGAGUGCGCUCAGUAGAAUCUAGACUGACUGGACAUGAACUUUAGUCAACACUGCAAUGAGAGAGUUGGUAUGAACAGCAAAUCAUAAAAGGAAAAAAAAACUGCAGUUCCCAGUGCAUCUUGGGAGGCCUAAUUAUAUCAGCAUUGCCGUCUUUAUUGUAUCCUGCUUGAAAUGACAGUACCUCAAUGGCUUCUUCUACCUAAGCGCUCUUUGAAUUCAAAGCCAUUUCUGGUAAGGCAUUUUGCAUGGGCUUAUAGGACAAAAACGCAAGGUGACAGAAACACAGGCAACUGCUAAAGAUUGACAUAACUUCUAGCCAUUUGUACAUAUAUAUCUAUAUAUAGAUAGACUUCCAUUGACUCUGCUAGUAUGAAACAUAUCAUAGCUGCUCUAUGGUAUGAUAUAAAUAAGCUUUGGUAGCUUCUGAAUUUCUGGUUUCUCUCUCUUGCUCUUUCCCUCUAUGAUUAUGUGAAUGUUCAAGUCAUUUCACAUCUUUGAAGAGUCUGAACAGUUUGAUGUUGACAAUACCAACUGUACACCGUUUUCAAGCAAGUUACAUUAGCUUGUGAAAGUAUUUUCUUUCCCACACAAUUGAUAUGGAUCACAUUUGUAACCAAAAAUAAAUGUUGGGAAAUGGCAUGAGAGAGAGAAAAGGAAAAUGGAGGGUUAACCGUGCUAGUAUGUGUACGCAAAUCUGAAUAUGACUAUUGAUAACUAUUAUUGAACUAAUAUGAAUAGAGCCUGUAUGGUGUAGUCUGAAAAGUCAGAGAAGUGAAUGUGCCAGCACUCGCACUUCCCAAGAUAAUGGGUCAUUAUGUAUCCCCCGUCACGCGGGAUGCCAGUGAUGGACUGGCUUAUGGAGGUAACAUUGACAUUAUUUCACCCUGGUGGAAAUUUCACCUACCAGGCUAAGAGGGAAUCUAGCUGGAACCAGCUUCUGCUCUGGUUGAAUACCAUCUGGAAUUUGGUGAUGGUAUGUUGUCUGUACCAAGCUGGCCCAACGGCUAGACAUGGUCUUGCUAGGAUGGUUAUCGCAACGAUGGUGUGCUAGCUUGACCAUCUCCAAACCGGCUGGACGAGCUUUAAGCCCAGGUGGAAUUUUCCCCAGGGUAGCUGCAUUGACAUUAUUUUCAUGGCUAAAUACAUUCUUGAUGUAGCGCAGCAUUCUUUGUCCAGCUUACGAUUAUCUAAUUUGCUAGCUAGAUUGUUACUCUAAAUAGGUAGUCUGCAUAGUAGGUAGGUAGAUAGGUAGGUAGGUAACUCGACAUUCUAUAACUUCAAUUACCAUUUGAUUUCAUGUAAUUUAUGUCAAUCCAAAUAUGCUCAUAAUCCAAUUUUAUUUAUUGACUUUUUAUAUGAUUUAUGUCUUUAUGAACAUAUCAGAUGUUGGGAUAGAUGGGUAAUGGUGAAGACGGUGGUUCUGGAGCCACAUCCCCUGCAAUCUGCCUGCGUCUCCCCUGGUCUCUUUCCUACCAGCUUACACCCUUGACCUCACUCUAACACUAAACUGUGCUCACAGCCUUUGUUUGGCCUAGCUCAAUGAUCUCAGCACUGCUGCUGGCUUGAUGUUCUUUGAGUUUAUCUACUUGAAGUAUCAAAUGUUGUGAACUGAAAAACAAUGUUUAACUGGGAGGCAGUGUGUAUGUGCGGCAGAAUUAAACGCAUUAUGGUACACUACAGGACUACAGCUGAGAAACCUCACGCGACAGGAUGUAACAUUUCUCCAACCGGAAUGCUUGAGAGAUUGUUAAAUGAUUGGUACUGAUUUAGAAGGGACAAACUGGAGCCUAAGAUUUUGAACUGUUUAUUAAUAGUCUUAAUGCAGAAUGGGGGCAAAACGAGAGACCUGGUCAUUUUGUGUCCUUGUCAUUCUCAUUAAAGCCACUACUGCAAUCAUAAUCGGGAAUAUCAUUAUUGUUUUUAAGCAAUAGACGUAUUUCACCAUGUGCUUUUUUACUGAACGGUGUAAAAUAUUUAUGUAUGAAAGCUUUUUGUGUUUUACCAAAUGUAUGGUGUGGAUAAGCAUAUAGAGAGGGAUCAGAGUGGAUCUAACCAGUCAUAGAAAAGUAAAGCAAUGUCAAGGUACUCACAAAGUAGUGCUUUUUUGAAGAGCAAACUUUUACUUUAUACUUUUACAAGUAUAGUACCUAAUAUAGCAUGUCAAAACCUUCCAAGAACUUCAUGUUAGGCCUUCCCAGAAUAUCAUGGUAGAAGGCAAAAAAAGUGACGAUACAGGUGAUGAGUUGACUAAGUGCAAAUGUAUGGGUUUACCAUGCAGUAAGACAACACUGAAUGGACAGACAGGCACUUCAAAACUACUGAGGAGGCUGUUAUUUGCCCUUCUAUCCCAGUGAACUAAAACAUGUGGAAUGUCUUACCUCACUUCCUGCUUAGAAUAUACUAUAUUCUACAUCAUGUUUCUAGAGAUCAUUCAUUUUCAUUUUUUGUCUCAAACUCUGUUCUGUUUUAUUUUAGUUUAUCCUGUCGUAUCACAGAAAUAUUUGUAUGGUUUAAAUGUCCUCUCCAGCACCAGAUACAGAAGGCCUGGUACAGAAUGUGUUUGUGACGGAGAUUCACUGGUUCUUGUUAGAAGGCUACUGAUGCAGCACAGAGUACUACUGCAUUCUCUUUAUGAUGGUGCAUCCACACCAUCAGCACUGAGACUGGUAAUCAGGGUCAUUUAACUUUGAUCUCAUCUCUAAAAAAAACUAACUGUCUUUUUCUCCUUAUAAUGAUGGAAAGGGAGAAAAUUGGGGGACUUAAAUGGAUGGAUCGUCUGUUUUUCAAGGCUGAUAAAGUGCAUUAUUCAUGACAUGACUUUCCACUGAAAUUACUGUACAAAGACAGUGCUUCUCUGUAUUAUUAUCUGUCUUCCCAUAUGUUCAACCUAUUUGCAAACUCUCUGCCAUUUUAUUGUUCAUUGUGGUUCUCUGUUAAGCUUCACUUUAUUGCUGCAAUAAACAUUACUUUAGCGGUGGGUUUGGAUGCAGAGAUCGACCAGUAAAAUAUGUGAGUUUUAUUUAUGUUGUUUUCUGUUUCCAGUUGGCAACUUCAGUUUAUCUUGAUGAUGCAGUAUUUCAAUUGAAGUUUUAAAAGUAUCUCCAAAAAUGAGGUUUUGAGAGACUUGAAAAGGUGAUAGGAGGAUAGAUCAAAUGUAGUACCCUGCACUUUACAUGUCCAGCCACUAGAGGGCAACAAACCUUUGGCUAAGCUUAUUGAAUCACUAUAGAAACGCAUUAGCUCUUUGGAUGCACUGGCUCUCAGCCCUGGUCCCUGAGUCAUUCAUGUGUAAUCAGAUUUUUUUUAUUGUUAGGAGUCCUCAUGUACUUCACUCAGCCCUGAAUUCACUUCCAGAUAAAAAUAAAUCUGCGCGUGAGUCAAUGUUGAAUUCCCCUUUGUUCUGCAUCAGUGCUUGAUAUUUAUGCUUUGGAUAGAGCGGGUUCAAUGAAGGGCAAUCCUCGACACACAAUGAACCCCCACACCCUCCCCCCCCCCCCCACACCCUCCCCCAAGUCGGACCAGGGUCAGUGAGCCAGCCAACUGGUAUCUCUGUAUCUGUAGCAAGAUUGGUGCUUUUUAAAAAUGUGUUAUUUGUUUUGCUUCUGUGGAACUUGAAUUUUAAAAUAUUUUAUUUUUUCUUUGUUUGUUUGCUGUUAAUAUGAAUCAUAUCUGACUGGAGGUGAAUUUUAAUAUAUGUUGUUGGUUUGGAAA
Molecule: messenger RNA, 9946 nt
Organism: Conger conger (European conger)
Lineage: Eukaryota; Metazoa; Chordata; Actinopteri; Anguilliformes; Congridae
Gene: myh14
Product: myosin, heavy chain 14, non-muscle
Exons: 41
Coding region: 159-6092 (1977 amino acids)
Cellular component (GO): myosin complex
Molecular function (GO): cytoskeletal motor activity; actin filament binding; ATP binding
Source: RefSeq, a predicted model, not a curated record